CCCCUGACCUCAGGUGAUCCACCUGCCUUGGCCUCCCAAAGUGCUGGGAUUACAGGCGUGAGACACCACGCCCGGCCUUAGUACCUGUUUUUAUGUUGCUGUAAACAUCAAGGGCCAGUAUGUGUAAAUGCAGAGGACAAUAGUAUCCCUGCUCAGUAAACAUCAGUUACUGUCACAGCGUGAAGUGAUCAGUAAUUUUUCUGGAUAGGAGUCUGAUUCCUGGGCUCAGUGAGGCAGUGUGAAGAGCACCCACCCGGGUCCUAGACAGGUGGCAUCACAUAUAUACUCACUGUCAGGCUAUGAUUAAAAAGAAAAAGGAGCUUUCUUUGUGGGGAUAAAAACAACUUGCAAAGAAAGCCAAUUGCCGAUGCUGAAAGUGUGGAGCGGCCUCAAGGCUCUGUGUGUUUCCCGGGGAAAACAGUGGCAUUUGGGUUCUCUGCGCCUCUGGGUCAGAUCUUUGACAAGGUCAAGGGUCUGUUGAGUCAGCUGGGCACACAGCCCAGGGCACACACAUCCAGACCGUGAUUAGCGCAAGUUUGCCAACAGAGACUUCAAGGAGGAGAUUGCCAGAGAAGUGCAAUUAAGAGCACCUACUGAGUACAUAUAUACACACUGGCAUAUAGUAGCCCAAGCAGAUAGAAGGUGUAUUGGGGGAAAAAGUUAUGGGAGCAAAGCAGGAGGAGGGCCAGGCCUGGUUGCAUAGGCUGGGGCUGUGGUUGGGGGUGAUAGGAGGACUCAGGAAGUGGUGCUGGGGAGAUCCGUGGUGGAGGAUGUGGCCUUGGUGUAUAAGCUAAUAGCCAGCAGGAGCACCAUGGCAAUUGCUAGCCCCUGUGGUGCCAAUUAGAAAAAGAUGUCUCCUCUGAGGACACCAGUGAGAAAAAGUCACCCUUUUUGGUGGGAGGACAGCGUCAGGCACAGCCUUGUACAAGGACACAUAGCUGGGCAGCAGAACUUGGGCUGGAUUUCAGCCCUCACUGGUGCCCUUUGGCCAUUGAACAACCUGUGCACCUGUACAUGGUGGCCCUGGAAGCCACUGUGCUCUUAUCAUGACAAGUCCAAGAAGAGAGCAGAAUCGGCAGUGUUCAAGAAGUGUCUGAACCGGGCACAAUGGCACAUGCCCAUAGUCGUAGCUACUCAGGAGGCUGUGGCGCGAGGAUCAUUUGAGACCAGCCCGGGCAACAUAAACCCUGUCUCAAAAAGAAAACAGUUCCCCCCACUUACAUGUAGUCCCCUAGACAUGAGGGGCUGGGAUGUCCCUUGCCCACGGCCACCCCACGGCUGUUCCUCCUCACUGUCUGUGUUUUCCUCUCUGGCGGGGCGCGGGGCGGCCCCUAGGUGUCCAGCCACAUACAGGUUCUAGCUCGGAAGAAGGUGCGGGAGUACCAGGUUGGCAUCAAGGCCAUGAACCUGGACCAGGUCUCCAAGGACAAAGCCCUUCAGAGCAUGGCAUCCAUGUCCUCUGCCCAGAUCGUCUCUGCCAGUGUCCUGCAAAACAAGUUCAGCCCACCCUCCCCUCUGCCCCAGGCCGUCUUCUCCACUUCCUCUCGGUUCUGGAGCAGCCCCCCUCUCCUGGGACAGCAGCCUGGACCUUCUCAGGACAUCAAGCCAUUUGCACAGCCAGCCUACCCCAUCCAGCCGCCCCUGCCGCCAACGCUCAGCAGUUAUGAGCCCCUGGCCCCGCUGCCCCCAGCUGCUGCCUCUGUGCCCGUGUGGCAGGACCGCACCAUUGCCUCCUCCCGGCUGCGGCUCCUCGAGUACUCAGCCUUCAUGGAGGUGCAGCGAGACCCUGACACGUACAGCAAACACCUGUUUGUGCACAUCGGCCAGACAAACCCCGCCUUCUCAGACCCACCCCUGGAGGCAGUAGAUGUGCGCCAGAUCUAUGACAAGUUCCCCGAGAAAAAGGGGGGACUGAAGGAGCUCUAUGAGAAAGGGCCCCCUAAUGCCUUCUUCCUCGUCAAGUUCUGGGCUGACCUCAACAGCACCAUCCAGGAGGGCCCAGGAGCCUUCUAUGGGGUCAGCUCUCAGUACAGCUCUGCUGAUAGCAUGACCAUCAGCGUCUCCACCAAGGUGUGCUCCUUUGGCAAACAGGUGGUAGAGAAGGUGGAGACUGAGUACGCUAGGCUGGAGAACGGGCGCUUUGUGUACCGUAUCCACCGCUCGCCCAUGUGCGAGUAUAUGAUCAACUUCAUCCACAAGCUGAAGCACCUGCCCGAGAAGUACAUGAUGAACAGCGUGCUGGAGAACUUCACCAUCCUGCAGGUGGUCACGAGCCGGGACUCCCAGGAGACCCUGCUUGUCAUUGCUUUUGUCUUCGAAGUCUCCACCAGCGAGCACGGGGCCCAGCACCAUGUCUACAAGCUCGUCAAAGACUAGGGUGCCCUCUGCGCCUCCGUAAGGAUGCAGGGUGAGCAUCUCCUCUCCACACCUGCCUGGCACCCCUGGGGGGGUCCAGGAUUGAGGACUCAUCUACCUGCCAGGCCUCAGGCCCAGGACCCAGGAGGCCUCCCCACCUACCCCAGCACACACUCCCUGCCACUGUUCUGCGCUUUAAUUGAGGAGAGGAGGGCUCAGCAGUGGGGCAGCCUGCCCGCAGCGCUGAUCCACCAUCACUCCGCUCUGCCCAGCCUUGUGUGACCUCAGAGAGGUGGAGAGGGGGAACACCUUCAGCCUCUGGCACGUGUGGCCACUGCUCCACCGUGGGGGAGUGUCAUGGGCAGGUGAGGGCAGGAUGGAGACCGAGGGAGUCAGCAAGCGGAGGCCCUGGAAAAGGAGAGUGUCAGGUCGGGGUUGGGCUCUGAGGGCAGAGGGGCCCACACUUCUUUGCCCCUUCCGUGUGCCAGGCUUGGUGCCCAGACUCCUUGCCUGGCUUGUGCGGUGCUAGACUCUGCACAGCAAGUGUGGGUCUCCAGGUUUCAGAUGAAGUGCCGAGGCUCCAGGAAGUUGAGUGACCCACAGGAGAGGUGGGCAGAGCUGGAGUUCUCAUCCAGGGCUGCCUGUCCCCAGAGCCCAGGUUUACACUACCUCCCUGGGGCAAGGGCUGGCCACAGGGUUGGGGAGAGGCUCUGCAGUGUGAAGAGUGGAGCCUCCUCAAACUCCUCGAAGACAGCUGGGUUAGGGGAGCACCUGUUUCUACAGCAGUAGACCCUUAUUAGGCACCCCAUCAGCCCACAAGCCAACCAGCGGGGCUCCAGGAAGAUGGGGCAACCCCCAGCACCCUCCAGAUUGAGGGCAAGGUAGAGGAAGGAGUCCCAGCCUCUGGGCAGACCAGAAGCCUGGAGGGAAAGCUAGCAGAAGGCUUUUGGUUUUUCUCUUGCCCAAGGCUGGGAUCUGACAAACCCUUGAUGGGCACUGCUCCCUUAGGUUCUUCUCCACCUCAGUCUACCUGCCCGGAGCAGCAGCUCCCAGACCCAGUGCUGGGACUGAAGGUUAACCCUUCCCCUGCUGCCCCUUCUCAACACCCAGGCCCCCAGAGCCAGCCGGGCCUGACCAGCAGCCACCUGUGGGUAUUUAUGAGUUUCAUAUGAAGUACUGUGCCCCUUCCCUUCCUCAUCCUGACCCUGCCCGAGCUUCCUGAAGGUCCUCACCGUUUGCAUAUUGCUCAGGCCACCUCCAAACCCCACCUAGGUUUUAUAAUGUAUAUUAUAUAUAUUUUUGUGUAUUUUUAAAAUCCAGCUGUGAUGGGUUGUAUCAUAAAUGCGGCUUGGGGUUGGGGCAGGGACCAUCAAGGCCCAGCUCCUGCUCAAAGAAAAAAAAAAAAAAAUUAAAGUUAUAUGUUUGUGGGUCAGUCAUACAA
Sapajus apella (tufted capuchin) is the source of this 3796-nucleotide messenger RNA. RefSeq names its product TEA domain transcription factor 3 (gene TEAD3). The record is from RefSeq and is a predicted model, not a curated record. The transcript is spliced from 10 exons. Gene Ontology annotation, cellular component: transcription regulator complex. Gene Ontology annotation, biological process: embryonic organ development; positive regulation of transcription by RNA polymerase II; hippo signaling. The coding region runs from base 1402 to 2376 and encodes 324 amino acids. Lineage: Eukaryota; Metazoa; Chordata; Mammalia; Primates; Cebidae. Gene Ontology annotation, molecular function: DNA-binding transcription factor activity, RNA polymerase II-specific; RNA polymerase II cis-regulatory region sequence-specific DNA binding.